CAUCUCAAAGGUGACCUGAUUGUAUAAUUUAGAAUUGGCAUUUUGCUUUAUUCUCGUUGUGUUAAAAGUGGACUUUCUUGACAAUGCUUGGAUCUAAUUUCAAGCCUACAGUCUUGUAUACUAUACCGUUUCUGGACGCUUCAUCAUCAGUACUCCCCCCUAGCCGAGUGAUCUCUCAAUGACGAGACCACAACGAUGGAUUUCGUACCUACCGAAAUACUGCUUCAAGUUUUUGAGUAUCUGGACUCUCCUGCGCCGUCUGAGACACAUCUACAUGACGAGCCGGGCCUCGAGUUGCUUACGACUCAACCGGGCGGUCCGAGGCCGCCCCUCAAAGCCGUUUCCCUCGUCUCAAGAUCAUGGCGUUCUCUGUCGCUGCCGCGCCUGUUUCGACAUGUCUUAUGGAAGCCUAAUGUCUAUUCCUUGAGCGCCUUCACUCUAAAUCCCAUACCGCUACUACGGUUCCUCUCUGAGAACGACCUAGCACAUCGUGUCAUCACUUUCACUCUCGUCAUUGACUUCCAUGAUCCCGCCGCCGUAGAUCAUCAAGUCGCUCCUCGUAUACGCACCGCGGACCUUGAAUGGUUAUGGGAUCAAAUAUUUUCCGUCAUUGAUCCUCUAAGAUUUACCAUUUUCUCUCGUCCUACCACUCUGGCAGCUCUAUUGUCAUGCAUGCUCUACCUGAACGAUGCUUGGUUUUUUGAUAUCCCGUAUCAUAUACUCUCCUUUUCCCGGUCGAGUCGUCAAGUAAAAACUGGAAGCGAUGGUCCGCCAAGCGGUACUUCUACAGAUACUCGGUCCAGUAUGCCAGCGAUUUCAUCUACAUCGCGCUGUCUUGCUACAGACUCGAGACAAGUAGCUUGUCCACUCUUCACAAUCCGACCCUGGACUUCACUCCUCCUCAACGAAGGCUCUUCCACCAAGGUAUACCGUGUGUACGAGUUCUAUCUACGUAGACCGCCAUCGAUAUUAGGUGCUUUACUUGGGUGUGAAGAAUAUCCCAACAAUGUGCCUCUGAUUCCACCGUCCGUGGUAGACUUCAAUUACAUUGCAAUAUUUCCUCUCGCCUCUCACUUCCAGAUGCUGCUAGAGCAUCUACCUAGGAUCAAUCGGUUGUUCGUGCAACUGCAGGCCAGGCCCGAGAGCGGCAUUCUAGAAAAUGGAGAUGAGAUGCGACAUAUAGACCCUAACGACUUGUGGCUUGAACGAGAUACUUCCUAUACAGUAUUAAUGCGUGAGCUCAUACUUUCUGACAAUCCUCGAGCCAAUUGGCGUCUGCUGCGAAACUUUGAAAGUGGCGAUUUCAUCGACAGCGAGGCUUGGGAGCUUAUCACCCAGAUAUUCGAACGAAGUGAGACCAAAGAAUGGACAGUUGAGCGACCAGGCGUCUUCACAAGACUCAUCGAUGAUAAAGCCGUGGGUCGAAGUGACCAAGAAAUAGGCCAUGUAGGGGCAUUUACCAACACCCCUAAUUCCAACGUGAUGUAAGUAUAUUCCAUUUCAAUGGUACUCUUAAAGCAUGGAUGUAGACGAGUUUGAUAUCUUCGGAAAGCUGAACCUUGAGUUCGAUGAACUCAGCAUGAGUAUACAUUUUCGAUGAUCACCUUGCUCUUCUAGAAGAAGACCUUUUCCUCUACCUAUUCAUCAUUUUCUCAUGGGCAGUCUUGGGAAAGCCAAUUUUUGUCUAAUUGGAUAUAAAAAAUGAACACUUUUGUGCUAGAUAAUAAUACACUAGUGGCAUGGGUUCGAUGGGUCAGACAACGCCGUCAGCACACGCAUGAAUGAACACCUUUGUCUUAUUUAGCCCCCCAGAGUCAACCCUUGAGCUCUUCAAGAACAGGAUAUGGCAGCUAAUGAAAUACGAAGCCAGAGAUCUUUGAGACGCAUCGCCUUCAAGGGUGUAGCUCACCUACCAUUUUCUAUGAUGUGGACGGCUCUAAACGCAGAAUUCAACCCUGAGCUAUUUGACUUGCCGUGAAGGUCAAUAGAUUCUGAGGCACGGGUUGUUAUUCCUAGGCCCCUUUGUCGGCUUUAGCUGUUUGGCCUCAAUACCGUGUAUACGAACAAAUCCGACAUGUCACCAAUGAUAUGGGCUGCUUAAGACAAGGGUAUAUAUUCAUGAUGUCUGGGACUAGUGAGGUUACGCUGUAUAGUGGCAGUGUGUAGUAAUAAGUCGCGUGUAAAUCUACAAAUAUAUCCCCAGGCGUCGCUUUCAAAU
This is a messenger RNA of Xylaria bambusicola, 2218 nucleotides long. RefSeq lists its product as uncharacterized. The record is from RefSeq and is a predicted model, not a curated record. Bases 196 to 1488 code for a protein of 430 amino acids. Gene Ontology annotation, molecular function: protein binding. The transcript has 2 exons. Lineage: Eukaryota; Fungi; Ascomycota; Sordariomycetes; Xylariales; Xylariaceae.